Molecule: messenger RNA, 2692 nt
Organism: Spodoptera exigua (beet armyworm)
Lineage: Eukaryota; Metazoa; Arthropoda; Insecta; Lepidoptera; Noctuidae
Source: the annotation of a GenBank genome assembly
AAAAUGUACUUAUAACCUUAAAAAAAAUUCGUGAAAUGGACCGACGAGCUUUCAACUGUCACAUCAAGUCAACCGAGCUGUCAAGUCACUCAAAGUUUUGUUGUGAUUUGUGAAGCGUCUCGUGCUAUUUUUCGUGGUAAUUUUUAUUGAUAAUUGUUUUCGUUGAGUUCAGUUGUAAUUACCAUGGCAAACAAAAGUGUUUCUUCUAGAGCCCGGGGGCCUAAUUUUACAAAAGAGGAACAGAUACUGCUGAUUGCAGCGAUGGAACCAUACACCCAUAUUAUUGAGUGCAAAAAGACCGACCAAAUUAAACAGACUGAAAAGCAAAAUGCCUGGGUCAAAAUCGCUCAUGUUUUUAAUGCCAACACAAAAGGUGUUUCGAGAAGUGCCGAAAACCUUUUAAGUUGUUAUAGAAACAUUAAAAGCAAAUUGAAAAAAAAGCAUUCAGAAUCAAAAAUGUUGUUGAAAGAUCCUGAUCAAAAACAGGCUUUUCUUAAUGCCUUAGAGGAAAAUGGUAAAGACUGGGAAGCAAUCGCCUCCACAAUAAAUAAGCCUAUUGAGGUUUGCCAGGAGAGCUUCGACAGUUUGCAAGUAGAAUUGAAAAAAGAAGAAGUCAAGUAUAAGAAGGUUGUGAUGGGAACAGGUGGAGGCCCUCCUCCUUCAGAUGGUGACAACCCACUUAAUGCAAUAAAAAAGUUAAUAGAGCCACAAAUGGAUGGACUUUAUAGUAUGUAUGAUGGAGAUGCCACACUCAUGAAGCAAUUUCAAGAGAGUCUUCCUGAAGAACAACGAAUUGCACCCAUUGAAGAAGAUCACUUAAAAAGUCUUGAUAACAUAACUGCAGAUGUGGUCAAUUGUAAUAUUGUUAUUACUGAGAAUGAUGGUGGUUCUACUCCAAGCACAACAUUGCAAUCUCAGGCUGGAGAUAAUUUUAUAAUACUAAAGAAGGGAACUGUGCUGACAAACAAGGAUUUAACUGAUAAUGACCAUGGACCUUCUACGAGUGGCAUUAAUACCACACCAUUAUCACAAACUCAUUUAAGCAGGAUAGACGUUUUAAGAAAAAGGAAGGCAUCUGCGCUCUAUAACAAAGAAAAUAAUACUUCUGAAGAAUCAGCAAACAAGAAAAGCAAGACAGCAAAUGAAAGCUUCAAAAUGUUGUCAGAAGCGAAGUUGGAGCUGGUUAGACUACAAAAACUGUCAUUGGAAAUGGAAAUAGAACAUAAACAAAGAGUAUAUGAAAUAGAAUUGGAUAGUUUAAUGAAAAAAAAGGCAUUUAAUGAACAAAUGUACGAAAAAGAACUUUUACUUAAGGAUUUGGAAAUAAAAGAGAAACAAUAAUUAUUAUUUUUGUUUUAAUUUUUUUUUUACAAUGAUGCAAAAUAUCCCUCUAUUAGUAGUCUUUGUUGCAAAUUAGCCCUUCCUCUUCCAUACCGUUCUGAUGCAACAUCAUCAUCCCUUACUUCCAUAAUAACAGGAAAGUCUUGGUCUUCAGGGGGUAUGUUUUCCUUUCGUAAUAUAGCUAAAUUAUGAAGUACAGCUGUUGCUACGAUUAUACCAGGUACUCUAUGAAGAUGGAUACUUAUGCCCCUGGAUAAUAUAGGGAAUCUCCUCUUCCAUAUACCAAAUGCACGUUCAACCACAUUCCUCGUCUUUAUUUGUGACUCUUGGUAAAGUGUUUCUCCUCGUGUAUUCACAUUAUUUUCUGACAGAGGUGUCAUCAUAAAGUUAGUUUGGGCAUAGCCACUGUCACCUAGCAAUAAUUUGUCAUUAUAUUUACCCUGCAAAAAAUUGCGUUUUAAUGCACAGUUAUCCCAAAUAUUGGAAUCGUGUGCUGAUCCAUGCCACCUUGCCACAACGUCUAAAAACAUAAGGUUUGCAGCAGCUACACAUUGGGUGUUUAUUGAAAAAUAUCCUUUCCUAUUUCUAUAUAUUUCAGCGUUAUUACCACCUGGAGAUAAUAUCUUCACAUGAGUACAAUCUAACGCACCAAUUACUCUAGGGAACUUUGCAAUUCUAUAAAAAUCAUACGCUGUUUUAUUUUGCUCUUCUGUUGUGCUUGGAAAUUUGAUAUACAUCUUAUACAAUAAUGCAAUGGCAUGAGUAACACGAUGCACUAUUCUACAAGCUGUGCUUUCAUGUACACCAAUCAUGUCACCACAUGUUAUUAGCUGACUUCCUGUUGCAUAAAAUCUCAGCGUACAUAAAAGUUGGUUCAUAGGAGUGACUGAUUUGAUCUUGUUGCUGGUUUUUAAAUGUGGGGCUAUUUGUUGUAACAAAAUUGUAGUGGUUUCUUUCGUUAGGCGAAACCUUCUGAAGAAUUUGUCGUCCGAAUACAUUCCAAAUAAGUCUGCUCUCUCAAACAAUUCUCUCGGUCUGUUGAUAUAUUCUAUAAUCUCCUCAUCGUCGUCAGAAUACAAUUCCCACAAAUCCAUCUUACAAACUUCCUACCGAACUCUUUAAAAUCUUAAAAUAAUAGUAAAAUUUCUUUAACCUUAAAAUAAUGACGCGCGAUUUCUACUAAACGUAUUUAGCGACGCUAAAUAGCCAUCUUUGGGUAUUUAACUUUGACAGUUCGUUAAACGUGAUUAGUGCCUAAAUUUUUGUUGUGCAAGACGCUAAAUAUAAUUAGCAGACUAAAUGCGUUUACGUCGCUCUUAAACUGUAUUUAACGACGAUGCGCAAGCCGCCC